Perognathus longimembris pacificus (Pacific pocket mouse) is the source of this 932-nucleotide messenger RNA. It is a transcript of the gene Rgs10, whose product is annotated as regulator of G protein signaling 10. Gene Ontology annotation, biological process: regulation of G protein-coupled receptor signaling pathway. Bases 81 to 626 code for a protein of 181 amino acids. Lineage: Eukaryota; Metazoa; Chordata; Mammalia; Rodentia; Heteromyidae. Gene Ontology annotation, molecular function: G-protein alpha-subunit binding; GTPase activator activity. The transcript is spliced from 5 exons. The record is from RefSeq and is a predicted model, not a curated record.
CCUCCUCCUCCUCGCUUUCCUGGGGCUCGGCCGCCGCGCCGCGGGGCUGCUCCACCUUGGGAGCCCGGGCACCCGCGGCGAUGUUCAACCGCGCCGUGAGCCGCCUGAGCAGGAAGCGGCCGCCGUCAGACAUCCAUGACAGUGAUGGCAGUUCCAGCAGCAGCCACCAGAGCCUCAAGAGCACAGCCAAGUGGGCCUCCUCCCUGGAGAGUCUACUGGAAGACCCGGAAGGCGUCAAGAGAUUUAGGGAAUUUUUGAAAAAAGAAUUCAGUGAAGAAAAUGUCUUGUUUUGGCUAGCAUGUGAAGAGUUUAAGAAGAUGGAAGAUAAGAAGCAGAUGCAGGAAAAGGCCAAGGAGAUCUACAUGACCUUCCUGUCCAAUAAGGCCUCGACACAAGUCAAUGUGGAGGGGCAGUCUCGGCUCAAUGAGAAGAUCCUGGAAGAACCACACCCUCUGAUGUUCCAGAAACUUCAGGACCAGAUCUUCAAUCUCAUGAAGUACGACAGCUACAGCCGCUUCUUAAAGUCUGACUUGUUUUUGAAACACAAGCGAACCGAGGAAGAGGAAGAAGAUACGCCCGAUGCUCAAACUGCCGUGAAGCGAGCUUCCAGGAUUUACAACACAUGAGCACCCCGAAGACCUGGGCCUGCUGCCUCUGCCCGCGGGGGCAAAGGGACACCCCCUCAGGACUGUGGGGGGGGGGUUUCUCCUUGCUUUGUCAUGUGCAAGGACUGAAAUAUACAAAACCCUUCAUGGGACAUGUAUAUUUGAUUAACUGCUUGACCAGUGAGUUUUGCAUGAUGGCUAAUUUUACAUAAAAAAAAAAACAACCCAAGUAGCUUUGAAGUUUCAGCUCACAAAACCAAUGAGAUUCUUUCAACACUGGACACCUGGAGCAUUUUAAGCUUGAUUAAAUUUCAUGUGAGGGCACAG